Messenger RNA from Trifolium pratense (red clover), 888 nucleotides. Its product is annotated as protein FAR1-RELATED SEQUENCE 5-like. NCBI's taxonomy places the organism in Eukaryota, Viridiplantae, Streptophyta, Magnoliopsida, Fabales, Fabaceae. The transcript has a single exon. The record is from RefSeq and is a predicted model, not a curated record. Gene Ontology annotation, molecular function: DNA-binding transcription factor activity, RNA polymerase II-specific. The coding region runs from base 1 to 888 and encodes 295 amino acids.
AUGGCUCAAAUCGGCAAUACAAGUCAAAUAUUAGUAGAUACUACAGAUGUUUUUACAACUGAUCAAAAAUUUGCUACACCGGAUGCUGUUCUCACAUGGGCUCGAGAUGUUGGAGAUGCCAACAAAGUCAGUAUUAUCAUUACUCGGUCAGAUAAAAAGAACGGAAUAAGAGGUAGAAAUGACAAGUUGGUUUUAGGUUGUGAUAAAGGUGGAAAGUAUGACUCUUCACAAAGUUUCACGACAACUGCAUCGAAAAAAUGUAACUGUCCAUUUAAAAUUAGAUCUGCACCUUCAACAGAUGGUUCAGGAUGGAAAGUUCAGGUUAUUCAUGGAGUUCACAACCACGGGCUACCUGACCAAUAUCAUGGUCAUCCUCGCAAGGCAUGUUUAACCGCUGAUGAAAACAAACGUGUUCAAGAUUUGACAAAGCGUAAAGUAGCACCAAGACACAUUGUUUUAGAUUUGAAAGAUCAAAAUCCAGAGUCUGUUGUUGAUGCCACACUUGUAUAUAGGAAAAGACACAUGAUGCAAAUACAGGAAAGAGACUCCAGAACAGAGCUGCAACACUUGCUGCAGUUGUUAGACGAUGCAAAAUAUGUCAGCUGGAAUAGAAGAAAAGAUGAUGGCUCCGAUGUUUUGAGUGAUAUUUUUUGGGCGCAUCCAGAUUCAAUCAAGUUGUUGAACUUGUUUCCCAUUGUUUUGGUUAUGGACUGCACAUACAAAACUAAUAAAUAUAGACAGCCACUACUUGAAAUUACUGGCAUAACAUCAACUAACAUGACAUUUGUUGUUGGAUUUGCUUACAUGGAAUCUGAGAAGACGGCCAAUUAUCAUUGGGCGUUAGGUAAGUUGAAGGAAUUGAUUACUAAGCAAGAUAUAUUUCCAUAG